CGGCAGAGCGAGUAUUUCUUGAUUGUAAUAUUUUCUACGUCUUGAUGGAGAGAUGCAUAACCUUACUUCCGACAUCGGCGACCACGUAAAGGAGAUAAGAGUCGAGUCACUUUAAAUAAAAGAAAGAUAUCGUGACUGGUGUUUCUCCAGGUAAAGUUAUUGAUCGCAUUUUGACGUCAUACUACAGCUGAAGUUCAACGUGGAUACUGUCAGAACAGAGAAUGUAGGACCGAGGAUGGGGGUGGUCGACAUCCGGCCCACUGAGGAGGGAGGGGGCACUACCCCCCACACUACUGCCCCGGGGCCAGGCCUCAGUACCCUACCACCCUGGUAUAAAGACAAUCAAGUUCUGGUAACUAUUGGUUACGUAAGUGGAGUCAUUGUUUUCGUCAUCUGCCUUAUCAUCACGGUUCUCGCCUGCCGUUUCUGCAAAAAACGACGAAAGUGGAAGAAUGAAUGGGACGAGUCCAAUCGCAUCUUAGAAUCAAAAUCAGCACCCAUCUCAAGAAAUCCUUCUCCAAAACCAACAAAACGGAAAUCGUGUCCGGAUGUUUCGCCGGAUGUGCGUGGAAUCGUUGUCCGGUCUAUGACUAUCGACAACGUUCCGGAUUUUUCUCUUCCGCCGGAGAGAGUCCAGCCCAGAAACAGCUACGACAGUAUUCAGAGCCCGACCAAGCAACACACCACGCACAGUUUUGUGGGUCACGUGCAACCAGAUCUUUAUAAAUCCACAAAUUACUCGGACGAGGACUCGCUCUACUUACAGCCCAGUGAACAUGGCCGACUUUGGUUUUCUGUACUCUGUGAUGUCGCCGUGGAACAACUUCACGUGACCCUGGUCAAAGUUCGAGAAUUGCCAGGGCGAGGAAGAGAUAACGCUCCCAGGGACCCCUUUGUUAAAAUAUUUCUUCUUCCAGACGAACGUAAUUGUAAAGUAUCCAAAGUCCGCAGGAAAACAUUGGCCCCAGUGUACAAUGAAAGUUUUACUUUUCAGAUAUCUCCUGAUCAAAUGAAAACCCGAGUGUUACGUUUCUCUGUUUAUGACGUCGACAAGAGGCGAGUGCGCCAUUCCUUGGGUCAUAUAUUGGUUCCUCUUCAAGACAUUGACCUCACUAAAGGUGAUCUCAUGUACCGAGAUCUGGAACUAAAUUCACAGGUUCACACGACAAUGGGAGAAAUAAAUAUAGGUCUUACUUAUCUACCUAGUCUUGAGAAAAUUAAAGUGGUGAUAAUAAAAGCCAAAAAUCUCAGACAGAUCGACAUCGAUCAAAACAAGCAUGUCUUUGUGAGGAUCCAGAUGUUACACGGUCGUAAAGUGUGCAAGACAAAGAACACCAUGCAACAUCGAGCGUCCACAGAACCCACAUUUAAUGAAUCGUUUUCUUUCUCAGUGUCAGGAAAGACAGUAGAUACAUGUAGUUUUGAAAUUUCGUUGAUGACGUCUACGAAGACACCGUUUAGUCAUGACGAAAUUUAUGGAAAGACUGUGAUUGGUUCGUUCAUGUUCGCGCGCGGAAACGAACUUCUGCAUUGGCAGGAGAUGAUAAACCACCCUCGAUCGUCUGUUGUAAAGUGGCACCAGCUGUCAGGAGUUACCCACCAUACAUAAACUAUUGAUCAAGCUAAGACAGGGUCACAAAUAAUACAAUCAAAGGAGAGAAAUAUAUCCAGAGAUUUACUGUAUAUGUGUAACAUAUUCAUGUGUUGUGUACCACUGGGUCAAUUCCCAACCUUAAAAUGGCGAAUCUGAACAACUCGCCAAGUCUAUGAUUGUGGAUUUUUCUUUGGACUGAAACCACAAAAUGCUUUCUUCAAGGGAAUAAUUUUCUUUAUUGUUUUUUGACACGUAUAAAAUUAAAGCAACAUGAAAAUUUUUAUAAUAGUUACAUGUAUGACAAAGAAAUGCUGGUCGUAGUUCUGUUAGUGAUAAAUAUUUCUUUAAAAAUGUGUCUAUUAAAUUCAAUACAUUUAUGUGA
Molecule: messenger RNA, 1976 nt
Organism: Saccostrea cuccullata (small rock oyster)
Lineage: Eukaryota; Metazoa; Mollusca; Bivalvia; Ostreida; Ostreidae
Product: synaptotagmin-15-like
Exons: 8
Coding region: 236-1609 (457 amino acids)
Biological process (GO): calcium-ion regulated exocytosis; regulation of dopamine secretion; regulation of calcium ion-dependent exocytosis
Cellular component (GO): plasma membrane; exocytic vesicle
Molecular function (GO): clathrin binding; phosphatidylserine binding; calcium ion binding
Source: RefSeq, a predicted model, not a curated record